AUGAUAGACGGCAUAGCUAAGCAGAUACCAGUCUGGUUGGAUGUUGACACCGGGCAUGAUGACGUCUUUGCCAUUCUCAUUGCGGCACAUCAUCCGCAGUUGAAGUUCUUGGGUGUCAGCUCAACCCACGGCAAUGCACCUCAAGUCCACACCACGAACAACUCAAGCGCGGUCCUAAAUGCCGUAGGAAGGACAGAUGUCAAGGUCUAUCCUGGGUCGCUGAAGCCGUUCUGUCGAGAAGAAGUUGAGACGCCUGACAUCCACGGUCCCACGGGCUUGGGUGGUACGAGUCUCCUUCCACAGCCGACGACAAACAUCGUCAAGGAUGUGAAUUUUCUCGUUGCCACUCGCGACGCCAUCAUGGCUCAGCCACCUCAGACAGCGUGGUAUGUGGCGACUGGGCCUUGUACAAACGCUGCCCUGCUCUUCUCAGCCUAUCCUGAGGUAGCUCACCACCUUGCUGGAAUGAGCAUCAUGGGAGGGGCAGUAGGGGGCGAUUUCUGCCCUCAGAUCUCGAAAGAGUUUGGCAAAACCCUAGGUCAAGGCGAGGGGUUUGGCAACGAGACUCCUUGGGCAGAAUUCAACAUCUAUUGUGAUCCCGAAGCCGCUCAAGCAGUCUUUUCGAACCCGGUCGUGGCAGCAAAAACCACCCUUGUCACACUCGAUCUCACGCAUCAAUGCCUUGCGACCAAGGAGAUCCGAGAGCGGUUCCUGGGGUCCGAGAAGCCAAGUGAGCUCCGCCUCUUUCUUCACGAGAUCCUGACCUUCUUCGCCCAGAGUUAUGUUGAGUGGUUUGAUGUGUAUGAAGGCCCUCCAUUGCAUGAUCCCCUGGCGGUUGCGGCGCUGUUUGGCUAUUCCAGUGGCAUAUUCGAGGAGGAUGGCGAUCGCUACAAGGUCAAGGUCGUGACAGAUGGAGCACACAGCCCAUUGGAUUCGAUCAGAGGACAAGUAGGCAGGACCAUUGUGGAGAAAGUAGAGGCGGGGCCAGAUGGUGUCGCGAGAGGCGUGAGGAUCCCUAGGAAACUGCAUACACAUACAUUCUGGGACGUUUUGGAGCAAUGUACGAAGACUGCCGAUGAGAGGAUAUCGCAGUGA
Fonsecaea nubica is the source of this 1095-nucleotide messenger RNA. RefSeq lists its product as hypothetical. Gene Ontology annotation, cellular component: cytosol. The record is from RefSeq and is a predicted model, not a curated record. The transcript has 5 exons. Gene Ontology annotation, molecular function: purine nucleosidase activity. Lineage: Eukaryota; Fungi; Ascomycota; Eurotiomycetes; Chaetothyriales; Herpotrichiellaceae. Gene Ontology annotation, biological process: purine nucleoside catabolic process. The coding region runs from base 1 to 1095 and encodes 364 amino acids.